Messenger RNA from Clonostachys rhizophaga, 882 nucleotides. The record is from the annotation of a GenBank genome assembly. NCBI's taxonomy places the organism in Eukaryota, Fungi, Ascomycota, Sordariomycetes, Hypocreales, Bionectriaceae.
AUGCGUCGAGACGGCCAAAAGUACGUUGGAGCGGAGGACGAGAUCUGGGAUGAAGACAGCUAUUUCACCUACCGUCCGCUCUCCAACCUGCCCACCCCGCCCCCAAGCUCACGAAACUCAUCUGCUGCUCAGUCUCCCAAAACCACGCUGGACGAUGGGGAGGAACUGCAGGCCAAGUAUAAGGGCCCGGCCGUCCAUCUCGUGAACUUAAUCCCUUCCACCGCCUCGCUGGCCAACGCUUCGAUUCCUCUGGUGCAGGCCAUGCUCACCCGAGCCGACUUGCCGCUCGAAACCGUGGCGCUCGCCGUCUGCAUUCUGGACAGCCUCGACGCUCGCUUCGCCCGCACCUGGCGCCUGUCCUGCCCACUCCUCUCUGGCUACAUUGCGCCGAGGUCCAAGCGACACACACUGCCAUCGUCGCCAUUCGUCCACAGCCAGUUCCCCAACCAGCUGCACAUUGACUCUGUCAAUCCCGAGCUCAUUGUUCUCUCGGCGCUCGUCAUCGCCUCCAAGUUCACUCAGGAUCACCAGGACUCCUCCCACCACUACUGCAACGUUUGGGGUCGUGGAAUGUGGUCCGCCGAACAGCUCAAUGUGACGGAGCGCUGCAUUAUGGAGCGCCUGGAGUACAGAAUCAUGCCACUAUGCGAGGAGUCGUGUAUCACAGAUGCGAUGGUGGAUAUGCAGCUUGCUGGGCGGCAUCAUGAUUGGCAUUCCCGGCAACCCACCCCCCCCGAGAGCUCAACCCCCCACAGUGUGGAGGGUGACUUUGUCCCGUCUCACAGCCGUUCUAAGACAAUGGCUACGACAGUCGGCCUCGGGAUGUUAUCCAUGGGCCUCAAGGGCUCUUCCGUGGCUGCGACUGGUUCAUCAGCUUCAUGA